UUUUUUUUUUCCUUUUUAUCUAAUCUUAUCUUCUCUUUCCCAAAGAUUGUAAGAACACCAAAAAAAAUUCUCUCUAUCUCUCAAUUUUGUAUAUGUGUUUUUGUUUCAUGUUUAGGAUCAUUGAAAUCCCUAAUCCACUCUCUGGAUCUUUGUGUUGAUGAUUGUUGUUUCUUAGAAGAGAAAUGAGCAAUUAUUCAGCCGGACUCGGUAAGCCUGGCUCAGGUAAGAGGAGAAUAAGAGACCUUUUGAACCAGCCUGAUAACCGAGUCUGUGCUGAUUGUGGCGCUCCUGAUCCUAAAUGGGCAUCAGCAAAUAUCGGAGUGUUCAUUUGCUUAAAAUGUUGCGGUGUGCACAGAAGCCUCGGCACUCACAUCUCAAAGGUCUUGUCUGUGACACUAGAUGACUGGUCAGAUGAGGAAGUCGACUCCAUGAUUGAAAUAGGAGGAAAUGCUUCUGCUAAUUCAAUCUACGAAGCUUUUGUACCUGAAGGCAGCUCUAAGCCUGGUCCUGAUGUUAGUCAUGACCAGCGUAUGAGAUUCAUCAGGUCAAAGUAUGAACUCCAAGAAUUUCUGAAACCAAGUUUGAGGAUAACAUCAGGGAAAACUACCUCAACAAAGAAACCACCAUCUUUUCUUAGCUCAAGUCUUUCUACAAAAUUCAUGGAUAGUUUUCGCACAAAUUCAUCAUCAAAGAAGAUAUUUGAGGAAGGAAUGGUAGAGUUUAUUGGAUUGUUGAAGGUGACUGUCAAGAAAGGUACUAACUUAGCAAUCAGAGACAUGAUGUCAAGUGAUCCUUAUGUUGUCUUGAAUCUUGGGAAGCAAAAACUUCAAACAACAGUUGUGAAUAGUAACUUGAACCCGGUAUGGAAUCAAGAGCUCAUGCUGUCUGUUCCUGAGAGCUAUGGUCCAGUUAAAUUGCAAGUGUAUGAUUAUGAUACAUUCUCUGCUGAUGACAUAAUGGGAGAAGCUGAACUUGACAUCCAGCCUCUGAUAACAUCCGCAAUGGCAUUUGGGGAUCCUGAGAUGUUUGGGGACAUGCAGAUUGGGAAAUGGCUAAAGUCGCAUGAUAAUCCGCUAAUAGAUGACAGCAUCAUUAACAUUGUUGAUGGGAAAGUGAAGCAGGAGGUUCAGAUCAAGCUUCAGAAUGUAGAGUCUGGAGAGUUAGAGCUGGAAAUGGAAUGGCUGCCACUUGACCAGUAAUACUAAUAAUAACGCAGUAGAUUCCAUUCUAUAUAUGAACACUUUAUACAGUUUGCAAUACAUUCUUUUGUUCUUUUCUUGGAACAUUUUUGGUAUCUCUGAUUUCUUUCCACAGGAAAGUGUUUGUUUGUA
Molecule: messenger RNA, 1331 nt
Organism: Brassica napus (rape)
Lineage: Eukaryota; Viridiplantae; Streptophyta; Magnoliopsida; Brassicales; Brassicaceae
Product: probable ADP-ribosylation factor GTPase-activating protein AGD13
Exons: 9
Coding region: 183-1199 (338 amino acids)
Molecular function (GO): phospholipid binding; GTPase activator activity
Source: RefSeq, a predicted model, not a curated record